Messenger RNA from Bradysia coprophila, 1885 nucleotides. RefSeq names its product cytochrome P450 4C1-like. The record is from RefSeq and is a predicted model, not a curated record. Gene Ontology annotation, molecular function: iron ion binding; heme binding; monooxygenase activity. Lineage: Eukaryota; Metazoa; Arthropoda; Insecta; Diptera; Sciaridae.
GAGUUUAAGUUACAGCCAUUCAGUCGUACAGCAUCGAGUGGUCAUAACAUAGUUUCUUUUAAACAUGCUCUUAAUAAUCCAUGGACUUGUGUUAUGUGUAAUCAUACUAGUCGUUAACUAUGUGUGGAACAAACGUAAAUUUUACUAUUUAUCAUGGCAUUUGAAAGGACCAAUCGCUUUCCCAUUUAUCGGCAAUGCUUGGAUGUUCCUUAAUCCAUCAUGUGGCACGAUAAAUCUAAUUUCGAAGCUCGGUCAUAAGUAUGGGCCACGCAUCCGUUUCUGGUUAGGUUCAAAAUUGUUGGUGUACAUCAAUUCACCGGAGGAUAUGGAAACUUUAAUCAAUUCCAACAUACAAGAUAAAGGCACUGUGUAUGACAGUGUAUCAGAUUUAAUCGGCGGACAUGGACUACUCUCUCUGAAUGGUAAUGACUGGAAAAUCCACAGAAAAUUGCUUAAUCAUACAGUGCAACACUACGGCAUACUGAACAGUUACAGUCCGAUUUUUGAUGAAAAAGUUAAAAUUUUGAUUGCAUUAUUGAAUAAGAAAGUUGGUCAGACAGUAAAUAUUUACGACUACGUUGAAUCAGCUGCUGCCGAAAUUGUUUGCAACACAACUUUCGGAGUGAAUCUGAAGCUGCAGCAAAACGAAAAUAGAAUGUUCUUGGACGCAGUUAACGAAGGAACACGUUUGGUUGCCCUGAAAACGCUGAAGCCUUGGUACCAAAACAAAGUGAUCAUGAGAUUUUCCAAAUAUCAUAAAAUCAGUGUGGAAAGUGCGUCGACGAUAAAGGAAUUUGUGAGGAAGAUUUAUGGCCAAAAAUUGAUGGAAUUUAACAGCCAAAUAUCGAACGAAAGUACAGGAGUGCAUACAGACGAAUUGGGAAUAAAGCAAAGUAGAAACUUUAUCGAUGAGUGCAUACGACUAACCGUGACACAAAAAUGUUUCCAAGAACAAGAUUCGAUUAAUGAAUCAAUAACGAUGCUAUUAGCAGGUUUCGAGACAACUGCUGGAACGGUAGCGAAUGCCAUACUAAUGCUAGCUAUGCAUCCCGAAUAUCAACAGAAAGUGUAUGAAGAGAUUGAGAACAAUUUGACAAAUGAUCAAACAACAGUUACCGCAGAUGUGAUCAAUCAACUCACUUAUACUGACCGUUUGAUCAAAGAAACCCUUCGCCUCUUUCCAAUAAUACCACUGAUAACACGAAUCACUAGGAGUGAAAUGAAAAUAGGAAAACAUGACAUUCCCAUCGGUACCGAAUUCAUUUUGUCCAUAUUCGAUUUACAUCGUAAGGCAUCGAUAUGGGGACCGGAUGCUGACAAAUUUGAUCCGAAUAAUUUUUUACCGGAAAAUGUUGCACAGAGGCAUGCCCAUUCAUUUGUACCGUUUUCAUUCGGGUCACGUAAUUGCGUUGGUGCCCGAUACGCUAAUAUUGUUGUACGAUUGAUUGUUGCGUCUCUGGUUCGAAACUUUAUUUUUACAACCGAAGAGAAAUAUGAAGAUUUGAGGUUGAAAUGGGCGAUAACUUUGAAACUGGAGAAUGGACACUUCGUGAAACUAACGAAACGAAAUUUUUCCUGAUUAUUUGAUUGCAUCGUCUCUGUAUAAUAUUGUUAAUUCGAUUAGGGUAGUCAUAGCCAUACAUAUCUUAAACAGUAAAAACUAUUAACCCAACGCACUGUGAAGCACCGAAGCUGACUUUGACAUCAGACAGUGCGUUGAUUAACCUCAUCCCGCUCAGUCCAUUCCAAAUAUAUUCCACAAUUUCAUAUUACACCACCGCCGUUCUAUUGUAUUUGAAAUCAAUAAAUCACUUUUCCAAUAAACGACAAGAAAACACAAAGAAACAGCAACAAUAAAAAAUCAUUUUCCGUACUCACCAUAGCA